Molecule: messenger RNA, 537 nt
Organism: Leptosia nina
Lineage: Eukaryota; Metazoa; Arthropoda; Insecta; Lepidoptera; Pieridae
Source: the annotation of a GenBank genome assembly
AUGAAUAAAAUAAUUUUGUAUAAUAGAAGAAAUCAUGCGACCAAUAUAUGUAUUUUUAAAAAAUUUGAACAUUCCAAAGGCCGGUCUCCUCCUUCUCGGUGUUCUUUGUUAUCGAUCGCCGCACCCAAACUUAACACAAAAAUGUUGUCUGCUGCCAGAUUGAUCGCCCCUGCAGCCAGGUCUGCUAUCUUCAGCAACACAGCCCUUGUGAGGCCACUUGCAGCAGUCCCCACACAAACACAAAUUGUGCCCGCUGCCCCUGCUCAGCUUUCAGCAGUGCGCACCUUCCAGACCACAUCGGUCACAAAAGACAUUGACUCAGCUGCCAAAUUUAUUGGUGCUGGUGCGGCGACAGUAGGAGUAGCUGGCUCUGGUGCGGGUAUCGGAACAGUGUUCGGUUCCCUGAUCAUCGGUUACGCCAGGAACCCAUCUCUGAAGCAGCAGUUGUUCUCAUACGCUAUCUUGGGUUUCGCCCUGUCCGAGGCUAUGGGUCUCUUCUGUCUUAUGAUGGCGUUCUUGCUGCUCUUCGCUUUCUAA